GCCGAGCGGAGCCGGCGCGGCCCCGCGGAGGGCGACGGCACCGCGGGCAUGGGGCCCGGCGGGCGGCGGGCAGGAGCGGGGCUUUCGGCGUCGGAGUGAGCGCGGGAGACGCCGGCGGAGCGCUGCCUUCCCUCCCCCGCCGCUGCCACCGCCACAGCCCCCGGGGAGAGACCUUGUGCGGUGCCGCCCGACCCGGCUCGGAUGCCGCCAUGGGGAGCCGCUUCUCCAGCAUCCCCGCGCUGCCCCGCGGCGGCCAGGGCCGCCUGCACCGCGCCCGCCACCACCACCUCAAAGAUUCCAUAGGUGGGUCAUUUUCGGCUUCCUCCCACCGAUGCCACCACAAGCAGAAGCACUGUCUCCCCAUCCCACAGUGUGGAGCUCUGUCCAUCAGCCCUCUGCUUUUCCAUCCCCACACGAAGGGAUCCCAGAUCAUCAUGGACACAACACAGAAGGCAGUGAAGCGCCAGGCUAGCUUCUGCAAUGCCAUUACCUUCAGCAACAGGCCCAUCGUUAUUUAUGAGCAAGUCAGGCUUAAGAUCACUAAAAAGCAGUGUUGCUGGAGUGGGGCUCUUCGACUCGGGUUUACUUCCAAGGAUCCAUCGAGGAUUAACCCUGACACUCUGCCGAAGUACGCGUGCCCUGACUUGGUUUCCCAAAGUGGUUUUUGGGCCAAGGCCCUGCCAGAAGAGUUUGCGAAUGAGGGAAACAUCAUAGCCUUCUGGGUGGACAAGAAAGGUCGGGUUUUCUAUCGGGUGAACGACUCGGCUGCGAUGCUCUUCUUCAGCGGGGUGAGGACGGCAGAGCCCCUCUGGGCUUUGAUUGACGUCUACGGACUGACCCGCGGAGUGCAGCUCUUAGACAGUGAAAUCAUUCCUCCCGACUGCCUGCGGCCCCGCUCCUUCACCGCCAUCCGCCGGCCCUCGCUGCGGCGGGAGACAGAGGACACGCGCCUCUCAGUCAGCCUGUGUGACCUCAACCUGCAGGAGGAGAACUUCCACGUGACGGCCACCACGUGCCCCAUCCCGCAGAACUCCCUCAACUCCCAGCACUCCCACCUCCUCCCCUCCCAGCUGGAGAGCGACCUCCGCUUCCACCACCUCCGGGGACCCCAUGUCAAAAUCCUCGAUGACCAAACCGUGGCCCGUCUGGAGCACGCCCGGGAGGAGAGGACUUUGGUUUUCACCAGCAGACCCCUUCGGAUCAACGAAACCAUUUUUGUCAAAAUCAACAAGUCCAAUGCUGUGCGUACGGGGACGCUGUCCUACGGGGUGACGUCCUGCGACCCCAGCACUUUGCGUCCCAGCGACCUCCCCUAUAACCCCGAGUCCUUGGUUGACCGAAAGGAGUUCUGGGCCAUCUGCCGAGUCGUGGUGCCCCUCCAGAGCGGAGACAUCCUGGGAUUUAUGGUGAAUUCAGAUGGCGAGCUGCACUUGAGUCACAACGGUGCCGGCACUGGCAUGCAGGUCUGCGUGGACUGUUCCCAGCCCCUCUGGAUGUUCUUCGUUUUACACGGCGCAGUCAUACAAAUUCGAUUGUUAGGUUCCACCAUAUUAGCCGAGCGGCUGGGGCUGUCCACACCAAGCUCGCCCACAUCGACACCCAAUUCCCCCACUGUCCUCUGCAGCGGCGUCUCUGACCCCAUAUUGUCUACGUGUGGCUCUGGCCCCCUCUGCAGCUCUAUCAGUGGCACAGCUCCCAACUCUCCGAUCAGCUUGCCCGAGUCACCCAUCUCCCCAUCCGUCUCAGGGCCCUGGGGAGAUGAAUGCACCAUCUGCUACGAGAACAUGGUAGACACGGUCAUUUACUCCUGUGGACACAUGUGUCUCUGCUAUUCAUGUGGGCUGAAGCUCAAGAAGAUGGCCAAUGCUUGCUGCCCCAUUUGCAGACGGGCCAUCAAAGAUAUCAUCAAAACAUACCGCAGCACUUAGAGCAGCAGCAGAUGCUGUGGUGGGGACUGUGCAGGUGGGGAGGAGGCUUUGAAACAACACAGGUCUUGGCCUCUAUUCAUCAUCCAGGAGAUUUGAAAACCAUCACCCACCACCCCCCGAUCCUCUUUUCCAUGGACAAGAGACGAGACAAGCUUAGGCGCUGCUCUUCUACCCUCCAGGAAAGCCCUGGGGCUGAACUCCAGUGCGUCAGGGAAGUUGUGAUGGACUACUCUCCCUCGUGGAUUUUAAACUUUAUCUCAAAAAAACACAACCAAACAGCUGGUGCAAUCAUCCCUUUUCUACACCAUGCACAGCAGAGGGAAGUCUUCAAUGCUUAGCAGGAGCAGCAAGUGGUAAACGGUUCAGUGCUACACAUCUCCUUCCAGAGACACCCCGCGUGCAGAGGACAGCUUAGCAGAAGAGGAGAAACAAGCAACACGUUUCUGUGUAUAACCAGCCUGACUGUAGGAAGCCCCUUAGAAAGGAUGGAGCGAGGCAAGCUUUGACCCAGCAAACGAGGUGCAGUGAGCACAUUCACAGCGGAAAUACUGGGGCCAGUGCAGAAAAGGACCCAGGAUUUGUGAAGCAAAACCCACCCCCGUGCCCGCAGGCAGAAGAGCAGCCCCAUAGCAGCCCCUCGAGGGCUGUCCUCUGCUGCUCCCUUGCUGGUUUGGCAGCCAACACUAGCACUGGCCUUGCUCCCUCCCAGCAGCAUCCAGCCACCUCCUGUUGCCAUCCCAUUGCAUGACGAGCAGCUCUCAAACCCUACCACCAUCGAUCUGCUGUGGCUUGUCCUGAAUGGUCUCCACCCAGCACGAGGGAUUCGGCAGCAUCUCUGCCCCUGUGGGCCUACCGGAGAUGCGUCUCCCUCGCCUUUCCUCCUCCUACCAUCCAGACAGCACUUGUGAGGGAGAAAAUAAAAGGGAAAAAAAAAAAAGAAACAAAACCCCCAAUCCCACUGGGGAAGAAUGUAUAAACCCACGCGUCUGCGGGUUUCAUUUACUGGUAACUUUAUCACUGUGCUUUAAGACAAAACCAGCCAGGUGGCACUCAGCCCUUCACAGCCAGCCCGCCGGCAGGACAUGGCUGUCCUUACACAUUAGGAAGAGAGGAAAGAACAAAAAAAAAUAGCUUGAGGGGUUUGGUUUGCUUUGGUUUAUUUAAAUAAAUCCCCUUCCUUCCUGCCCCUGUUGGGAACCCCGCUGUCCUCAUGGAGGGUGCCUGCAAUGGCAGCCCCCAUAGUUGCUGUGACAAGGGCUGCUCCGCCAUGGCCAUUGGCCUGGCCCAGGGCUGCCAGCCCUUGGCCCCAGGCAGGAUGGCUCUGCAGCAGCAGGAGCUGCCUGUCUCCCCUCCGGCCCCAUCCUGCUGCCUUCCAGGGCCACGUGGGAAGAAGAGAUGGGGAGCAGGCCAGGGUGCAGCAGUGUUCGCCCUGCCAUGUUGCCCGCCGGGCUGGGAAGGCCAUGGAGUUACAUCCCUCCUGCCAAGCCUUUUCCUGCACCUCAGCAUAUGGCCACUGACAGGACACAGGGCGACAGUGUAGCAUAGAAAUAAAAGCAUUUAAUAUGCGUGGCCAUCUGCUGCAAGGGGGCAUCAUGUCCUCUCCAGGCAGCUGGUGGGUGAAGGAACACUCGCAGAGACUGUUCCUGAGAAUGCCUGGAAAAUAGGUCCUUGCCCUGUCCUCUGGAGGAAGUAAGAGAAGCUACUAGCUGGAGAGCGCAUGCAGAGCCUUUCUCUAAAGGCGCCGCCAUCACUGCAGCCUACCAUGGGGGUCUGCAGCCACCCCCAGCCCACUCCGGUGGGCAGUACUAACUUGAACGCUGAUAUUCUGGUUACAGGGAUUUAUGUUAUUUCUUUGCAUACCUCUCACGUACAGCCCUAACCCUGCCCUGCACUCUAGGUUGGCUGUCAAAAGCCCCAGGGCACCAUGGCUCCUGUGCCCAGACACCCUGGCUGACGAGUGGGAGGAGGCCAGGUUGGCACAAGUUGGGGGUCACAGCAGUCAUGCCAGGAACACAGCUGGUCUGCAGGCAUGCAGCCAGCCUCCAGCUUGCCUGAGGACAGAGCUGUGACCAGCAGACAGAGGAAGCCUGUUGCAGGAGGGAAGGAACCUAAGGGGUAGAAAGGUGUUGACAAAAUAGUGGAUGUGGGAAAAUGUGCAAUAAGCAGCCUCCCGAGCCUUCACCACGCCAGUGGGACUGGUUCCCCUCCACGCAGGGCAAGCCAAGGGGUACAUUUUAUUUUUCAAAAAACUCCAUCCAUGGGUACCAGUGCAGUGGUGUGAAUUCCCUUUUCACCUUUCACAUUCAGAGUGUUUUAAUAUAUAACUGUGUUUGUUUUACUGUGGACCAAACUCUAGGCGUUAGCAGAGGCUGAAAGCAUCCGCCAGCAUCCAAGCUCAAAAAUUGGGGUUAAGUCCUGCUCCCAGCAUCAGCUGGCCUCUGGUUGUGAGCAGGGAAGAGAAGAGCAAGGCUCUCUCCAGGGAGAAAAAAACAACAACAAAACCAAAACCCAAACAAAAACAGCAAAAGCAGAAACAGUAACAACAAUCCUAACCUUUUGUUUUGUUUGAUUGGUGUAGGUUCCCAGGUACCUCUGUGUUCUUGUGUCAUUUGCAUUUCAUUGCUUUACUUUAAGAUGUUUUGUGUUCUGUUUAAAGAGAAGAAUAACUCAUUGUGAAAAAUUGGAUAACUGUGAUUGUGAAUAAAGUUGAUUUAGGUAUUCUGCA
Molecule: messenger RNA, 4653 nt
Organism: Grus americana (Whooping crane)
Lineage: Eukaryota; Metazoa; Chordata; Aves; Gruiformes; Gruidae
Gene: NEURL1
Product: neuralized E3 ubiquitin protein ligase 1
Exons: 6
Coding region: 210-1928 (572 amino acids)
Biological process (GO): negative regulation of Notch signaling pathway; nervous system development
Cellular component (GO): plasma membrane; postsynaptic density
Molecular function (GO): ubiquitin protein ligase activity
Source: RefSeq, a predicted model, not a curated record